CCCUAAUAACCCCCACCAAAUUUCCCCAAAUUGAACCCUCUUUGUUUCUCACUUAGCCGCUGCCGCCCAAUACCCUCUCUAUCUCUCAGCUCUCAUCGCCGUCAGAGACGCCGGCCACCGCCGCCCUCUGUUCGCAGCACCAAAGCAGGCCGAGCAAGGCGAGUGUUGGGCUUGCUCUGGUUCGUCCUUUACCGUCGACGAGCGUGCAAUCGAAAAUUGGUGCGCGGGGUUGCGCAUAGAUCGCCGGUUCUCGCCGCCUCCGGCACGGUGAUGGGAGUGGUGGUUCUUUUCCUCCAUCAUUUUCUACUUCUUUUCCUAAAUCUCAAGAAUCCUAAAUCUCUAGGGUUUUGAUAUUUUUUCUCUUUCGAUUCUAUUCCAUCCUGCGCGCCUUCGUCACCGCCUGAGUUUCCGUCCACUGCGCUGCGCCUGGGAGAAGGAGCGGUGCAAGGCCGACAUUCUCUCCCACCCUCUCUACGACCAGCUCCUCUCCGCCCACGUCGCCUGCCUCCGCAUCGCCACGCCCGUCGACCAGCUCCCCAAGAUUGACGCCCAGCUCGCCCAGCACCAGAUGCUCGCCAAGUACUCUGUUCUCGGACACGCCCACCAGCCCCUCCACGACAAGGACCUCGACCAUUUCAUGAUUGCUGUGUUACUGGACUGUCCCUCUAUGGAGAUAAAGCGAAGCCGAAGACUUAUGCUGUGCGUUUCGCGACUCCUGAUGGGGGCAGGGGCCGCGACCACGGCCGCAGCAGCAGCAGCAGUACUUGUGUUGUUUUGCAUUUCCAAUUUGCGCGUUUCGCGACUCCUGAUGGGAAGAACUUGCAGGUUACUUAUUAAGUUAAUGCUAAUCCAUCUUUCUCUGGUUGCACUGAUCCUAACUUGCACUUUGUUGAGUCACAUGUUCUACCCUUAGAAGCUUGAGAGAGGUUGUUGAGCUGCUGAAACUCAUCAAAGUUGGAGCAUGAAGGUGCUUCUGUGAAGUUUCUUUUUUUUUUUUUUUUUUUUUUUGAGUUAGGCUCAAAACAUUAUGUAUGAAGGUUUUGGAUGAUAAUGUAUGAAUGUUUUGUAUUAUAUAUAAUAUAUGUUAUUGAUGAUUUUAUCA
This is a messenger RNA of Salvia miltiorrhiza (redroot sage), 1102 nucleotides long. RefSeq lists its product as uncharacterized. Lineage: Eukaryota; Viridiplantae; Streptophyta; Magnoliopsida; Lamiales; Lamiaceae. The record is from RefSeq and is a predicted model, not a curated record. The transcript is spliced from 4 exons. Bases 569 to 913 code for a protein of 114 amino acids.